Molecule: messenger RNA, 2916 nt
Organism: Xiphias gladius (swordfish)
Lineage: Eukaryota; Metazoa; Chordata; Actinopteri; Istiophoriformes; Xiphiidae
Gene: pkma
Product: pyruvate kinase M1/2a
Exons: 11
Coding region: 151-1749 (532 amino acids)
Biological process (GO): glycolytic process
Cellular component (GO): cytoplasm
Molecular function (GO): pyruvate kinase activity; potassium ion binding; magnesium ion binding
Source: RefSeq, a predicted model, not a curated record
GAUAUGUCUCAGCAUCCCUAGAAAGUAGUUCCGCGGAGUGAGUGACUAGGGGGGAUCACCUUGAGCUGCUCUCAGUGUAACAGCAGUUACAUCGGACCACGCAGGUUGCACAGCGAGGUAAGCACUUCUACAGUUUCACCAGUGAUCGCCAUGCCUCACCCAAAGUCUCUAGACAUGGGCUCUGCCUUCAUCCAGACGCAGCAGCUCAACGCUGCAAUGGCUGACACCUUCCUGGAACACAUGUGCCUGCUGGAUAUCGAUUCUGUGCCCACCACUGCACGCAACACUGGCAUCAUUUGCACCAUUGGGCCAGCCUCUCGUUCUGUGGAUAUGCUGAAGGAGAUGAUCAAGUCUGGAAUGAACAUUGCUCGCUUGAACUUCUCGCAUGGCACACAUGAGUACCACGCAGAAACCAUCAAGAACGUGCGUGAGGCAUGUGAGAGCUUCCAGCCUGGCAGUAUCCAGUACAGGCCUAUCGGCAUUGCCCUGGACACUAAGGGCCCAGAGAUCAGGACUGGCCUCAUCCAGGGAAGUGGCACAGCUGAGGUGGAGCUGAAUAAGGGCAACAUGAUCAAGAUUACUUUGGACGAUACCUACCAGGACAACUGCAGUGAUGAGAUCUUGUGGCUCGACUACAAAAACAUUACCAAAGUGGUGGAAAUUGGCAGCAAGAUCUACAUUGAUGACGGGCUCAUAUCCCUGCAGGUUAAGGAGAUUGGCUCUGAUUUCCUCAUGUGCGAGAUUGAGAACGGUGGCACCCUGGGCAGUAAGAAGGGAGUGAACCUCCCUGGUGCUGCCGUAGACCUGCCUGCUGUUUCAGACAAGGACGUCAAGGACCUGCAGUUUGGUGUGGAUCAGGGAGUCGACAUGGUCUUUGCCUCCUUCAUCCGCAAAGCAGCAGACGUACACGCUGUCAGAGCAGUGCUGGGAGAGAAAGGCAAAGACAUUAAGAUCAUUAGCAAGCUUGAGAACCACGAGGGUGUGCGCAGAUUUGACGAGAUCAUGGAGGCCAGCGACGGCAUCAUGGUUGCCCGUGGUGACUUGGGGAUUGAGAUCCCUACAGAAAAGGUCUUCCUGGCCCAAAAGAUGAUGAUCGGUCGCUGCAACAGAGCUGGCAAGCCGAUCACGUGUGCCACUCAGAUGUUGGAGAGCAUGAUCAAGAAGCCCAGACCGACCCGUGCUGAGGGCAGUGACGUAGCCAACGCUGUGUUGGACGGAGCCGACUGCAUCAUGCUGAGCGGAGAGACUGCCAAGGGAGACUACCCUCUGGAGGCUGUACGCACGCAGCACAUGAUCGCUCGUGAAGCCGAGGCAGCCAUGUUCCACCGGCAGGUGUUUGAGGACCUGCGUCGUUCCACGCCACACUGCAAAGACCCCGCUGAGGCAAUUGCAAUUGGCGCUGUCGAGGCCUCCUUUAAGAGCUUAGCCUCUGCGAUCAUUGUGCUCACGGGCUCUGGAAGGUCCGCCCACCUGAUCUCCAGGUACAGGCCCCGUGCCCCCAUCCUGGCCGUGACCCGUAAUGCCCAGACAGCCCGCCAAGCUCACCUGUACCGCGGCAUCUUCCCCGUCCUCUACACCAAGCCUGCCAAUGAUGUGUGGGCAGAGGACGUUGACAUGCGCGUCAACUUUGCCAUGGAUAUGGGCAAAGCCCGUGGCUUCUUCAAAGAGGGAGAUGUUGUCAUCGUCUUGACCGGCUGGCGUCCAGGCUCCGGUUACACCAACACCAUGCGUGUGGUUCUGGUGGCCUGAACAACCAACAGGGCUGCUCUGCUUUCUCCCUCCACCUUCAUCUAUCUUUCAUAAUUCUCCACCUCACACUCCACUCCAGCUCACAGCCCUUUACACCCAAAUCCAGGAUCACAGAUUCCACUCCUGAACAAUUUAUCGUUUGGGCAGUGCUGCAAAAAGUAAAAAAUAGGGCAUAGCCUUCCGUACAAUUCCACUUUCUCUCCAUUCCUUUCACAUCAAUUCUCUCAUUCAAACCAGUCUUCAGGGCCUCAGAUUCAUACACCCUAACCAGAAACUGCUGUAUUUAUUCCCUCAGACACUUGUCUUAUUAAAACUGAACCAGUCCAAGAGUGAAUGCACCUUGGUUUGUGUGCAUGCGCAUACUGGCUCUUGUUUAGGUGGGGUUGGUGGUGGGGCAGACUGAUCUUAACAGAGCGCCUUGAGUACUUUAACAGUUUACUCCUCUGCCAACAGAAAGAACAAACUUGUGGCAUCCCAAAUCAAAGGGCUCCUUCAGUGUAGCCUUGGCUCGAACCACUCCACCCGAACAGUUCCCCCUGUAGUGCUGUCUGUAUGAAGCGUCUCUUAUAUCUUAAAUGUCAGCUUUCACUGUAUUUAAGUUUAUCUGUAAGUGUUGCAGUCCUGUUUUACUCGAGACAAUGUUACAAUCUAUAUUAUACUUGACGUUUGUGAAUGGUGAAGUUUUGUUUUGGGACAUCCAAUACUACUUAUAUUUUGUCUGACUAUAGGGAAAUGUUAGUUUUGGAUGUCCUCUCCAGAGGUGUUUGAGCUAGUUAAUGUAUUUGUGUUAUUAGAUGUAUCAUGAAGCCUUUACAUUUCUUUGCAUUUGGAUCUCACCAAGUUCUAACUGAUUAAUAUUGGUUCACUAAAGUUGACUGAUAAGAAUGAGCACUUUUAUUUAUUUUUUUGUUUUGUUUUGUUUUUUUUUUUCCAGAGGGGAAACCCUGCCCCUCAGUCCCAGUGGGUGAUGGGUAGAACCCCUUUUCUGGUCUAUCUCCUUCUACAUUAGUGACCCACUGUAGCUGUCUUCAUGUGUCUAACAUGCUUUGUAAUGCUAGAGUGUAAGAACUAACUAAAUGUAAAGGUGUAUUUUAAGGUUUAGCUGGGGUACUGAGCUGUCCUACAAGACUGGAUUUCCAUCAAUAAAGAGAUGAGCACCUAUCUUAA